ACGUAAAAUCGUAGUAACGAGAGAUUGUAAAAUUAACCCCAGUUGCUAAACGUAAGACUUCGAAUACGACAUCUUCCAUUAAUUCACAUGAUAGCAUUUCUUUGAAUUGUCGACAAAUCAUCAUCAUUAACAUAAUCAAGAACUACUGCAGUCACAUGUAGUAGCGUGACCAUUGAGUAAAAUGCGUUAUCCAAUAGCUCUAGUAAUAGUAUUUGUAGUAGUUCCAUUCAUUCAUUCAUUCGAACAUUCAUUCAUUCAGUUGUUCCAAACUAUUCAUUCAUAGGUUUGUUCUUACGAUUAUAGUUGCAAGUAGGAAAGUAUGUGCCCAUAGCCUGUCUUAGCCAAAUUGCAGUUAUGGUGACGGAGUUGAAGGUGGUGGUGGUGGGUAUUGGAAGCGUGGGAUGGUUGGAUGGAAGUGGAAUUAGUGCUGUUAACGUUUCAUUUUGAAGAAUUGAAGUGUUGGUCCAAUUAACUGAUGGAAAUACAUGGACGGGGAAGGUAGUUUGGAUUAAGAAAAAUCAACCACGGGAGUAGCGUUUAAAUUAAUGAAGAGGGGCUGAUUAAAACAAAAGAAAUGCUGUUUUUAACUCCCGUUUUUGAUGAUAUCAGAUUAUUUUCUCCAUGUUGAUUAAUUAAAGCAAAAAAAAAAAACAAAAAAAAAGAAAACGAAAAACCUCUCUUUUGAUGUUGUUUAACACCAGGUUCUCUCUGAUCGAGGCAUUCCAACCGUGACCAUCCCAUAUAUUUGAGGAUUCUGAACAGUUCUAUAAAGAUAACCAUACAUAGAACAUGUGGCUAGCUGAGAUUUGAUCCAUUUCCACUGGUCUUGUGUCUCAGUUGUUACUGACUAAGAUAUGCUGCCACAUUGACCUGGUCAUUGUCAUUGGCUAAUUCCAGAAGUUCAGAAAUUUUUAUGCUGUUCUUUUAAAAAAAGAUGACUAAAUUGUUGAAGAGCUGCACAUGGAAAAUAGUGUCCUUUUUUGUUCUGUUACACCCUAUUGCAAUUUGUGGUAUCGAAACAACUAUCAAAGAGACAACAGCUAUCAACAACAGUACAACAUCUUUGGAUGCAGCCUAUGAUAUAUCCAAAUUAUCUCAAAGCAAGUAUGUGGCACAAACACCAUACAUACAGAACUACUCAAUAGCAUAUGCAGGUCAAUGUGGAGACUACUUUUUGGUGCCACCAAACUGUACUUAUGAAGUAUCAGUCAACUUUGGUAUUCAUGAACAAGAUCUUGGCAACCUCUACUGUGUUCUCACAUUCCUGGCACUCGGAGGGUCUAGGAGGAAGUUUUGCCUUAAUGUUACCAAAAUCCAUCUCACAGAAGACAUGGACAUCUAUGUUUUCGAAGGUGAAAAUAUGGAAUAUCCUGAACUCUACCAACAUAUUAUUCGGCACUUAACCAACAAAGAGGGACCACAGAUAUUCUGCACCAACACAAACACACUCAGUGUUCGGUUUGAGUACCCAAUCCUAAAAGGCAGUCUCUCUCCUGAUGUGGAAUUCAAAGUUAUACCAACAGAUGAUGUGGUACUCAUGAAAGGAAAUGACUGCUUCAAGAACUUUGAAAUGGACAAUCAAAGCUACUACCGAGUGGUAACCUGGCCAGACAGCACUGACCAUCAUGCAUCCUGGGGUGGUUGUUUCUUAACCUUUGUGCGUGAAUCAUCAGGAACAAUGUGUGUACAGUUUUUGAACUUCUACAUUGGAAAAGACAGCAAUGACGUCAGCCUUACAUUUUUGGUAGGAGAUAACAUCCCGAUGAUGUCACUGAAUGUCAACAGCAGUUUUCCAAAUGCCACUUUUUGUACACCUACCAAGCUUCUUUUUGUUGAAUUACGUCAAAAGGUUACAUUUGUUAAGCAGUUAAGAGACUACAAUUUUGUGUUUCUUGUCACUGCCGAAACCCUUGAAAAUGGCUCCCAGACAAGUUGGAGUGUAUCAACAUUACUAUUGAUAAGCGUUGCUGUUAUUUUAAACUUUUACCUAAAUGGCUGUGAGGAACGUUAACUUUUAUCAAAAUUAACUCAAGGAAACUGGAAGAAACAUCAUCUCCUGUAUAUUUUUUGUCUAUAAUAAAUUCAUUACAGUAUC
Octopus bimaculoides (California two-spot octopus) is the source of this 2095-nucleotide messenger RNA. RefSeq lists its product as uncharacterized. The record is from RefSeq and is a predicted model, not a curated record. Lineage: Eukaryota; Metazoa; Mollusca; Cephalopoda; Octopoda; Octopodidae.